GAAUAAAUCAACUAAUUCAACUGGUUGUUGAAAAAUUACUUCACGUUCUGAUAAUCCUGGAACUCGAAUUAAUAAAGGAACUUUUGAUGCAACAUCGUAGUUACUAUAUUUCGAGAAUUCUCCGUGUUCCCCUAUAGACCAUCCUUAAAAUAUUUUUGUUGACAGUUUGAAUCAAAAUAUAAUAUAAAAUGUGAAAGUCUACUACCUAACUUAAUUUGUCUGUGGCAUAAUUCACAACUAUCAGUUUAUAUUAAAAAGUGAAGAAACUGGCAACAAGGUAAGUGGUGAUAUAGAAGCUAUCUACAACUGACAGAUAAAUUAGUUGAUAGACCGAACAUACCACAGAACACAUAUUCGAAGACUUACUUUUGAAUCUGAAGUUACGUUCCGUGAAUUAUAUUCGAAUCAGCGUUGCCAGAUUACACAUAAUUGUCAGAUUUUAACAUAAUUUGAUAAUGUGUGUCAUAUAGAACUUUAAUUGAGUUGGUAGAUUUAAAUUAGUGAUUCACGUGAAAAAAAUCAUAUAAGACAUUUUAUAUUUGCAUGGACAAGUUUAUUCAAUGGAAUUUGUUUGUGGCUUAAUUCACAACUAUCAGUUUUUAUUAAAAAGUGGACUAAUUGGCAACAAGAUUUUUUUAGUUUCAAAAAACUAAAUAGAUAUAUAAUUGUAUCAUAAUGAAGACUGUAUUUAUGGUUGCUGAAAAACCAUCUCUAGCAGCUUCUCUUGCAAAUAUAUUAAGCAACGGUAAAAAUGGUACCCGUAAAGGUUUUAAUGGAGCUUGCUCUGUACACGAAUGGACUGGUACCUUUCUGAAUGUACCUGCAAAAUUUAAAAUGACCUCAGUAUGCGGUCACGUUUUGGGAGUAGAUUUUAUAAGCAAAUAUAACAACUGGGAUAGAGUGGAUCCUGUAGAACUUUUCUCAUGUCCUAUUGAGAAAAAGGAAGCGAUGCCUAAAUUAAAAAUGCCGGCAUUCUUAGCACAGGAAUCCACGGGUGUUGAUCACGUAGUUUUAUGGUUGGAUUGUGACAAAGAAGGAGAAAACAUUUGCUUUGAAGUCAUGGGCGCUAUUGCCAACAGUGUUAUGGGGAACGUUUAUUCACCAAAUGUUACUUACAGAGCCAGAUUUUCUGCAAUUACUGAAAAAGACAUCAAAGCAGCUUUCAAUAAUUUAGGUCAUCCAAAUGAAAAUGAAGCACGAAGUGUAGACGCGAGGCAAGAGCUUGAUCUUCGAAUCGGUUGUGCUUUUACUAGAUUUCAAACAAAGUUUUUUCAAGGCAGAUACGGGGAUUUAGAUUCUUCACUUAUAUCUUAUGGACCAUGCCAGACUCCGACAUUAGGGUUUUGUGUUCAACGUCAUGAUGAAAUUCAGACGUUUAAACCAGAAACUUACUGGUGUUUGCAAGUUACUGUUACCACUAAGGAAGGACAAGAAGUCCAUCUUGAGUGGCAAAGAGUCAGGAGUUUUGAUAAGGAAAUUGCAAAUUUGUUUUUGCAACUGGUGAAGGAUAAAAAUGAGGCUAAAGUGGUAAGUGUAACAUCGAAAGAAAAAGUUAAAUCAAGACCAACUGCUUUAAAUACUGUUGAACUGAUGAGAGUGGCUAGUUCUGGUUUAGGAAUGGGACCUCACCACGCUAUGCAAAUUGCAGAAAAACUUUAUACUCAAGGUUAUAUUAGUUAUCCCAGAACGGAAACUACAAAGUAUCCAGAUAAUUUUGAUCUUUUGGGUACUUUGCAACAACAACAGAAUAGUAGUGAAUGGGGACUAGAAGUUAAAGAAAUAUUAAAAAACGGGAUAAAUCGACCUAAAUCGGGACACGAUGCAGGUGACCAUCCUCCAAUUACACCUAUGAAGCCGGCUACCAGGAACGAAUUGGAUGGUGAUGCAUGGAAACUAUAUGACUACAUUGCUAGACAUUUUAUAGGAACUCUUGCCAAAGAUUGUCGUUAUCUUAUAACUACAGCUGUUUUAAUAAUAAAUGAGGAAGAAUUUUCAGUUCAUGGUAAAUCUUUGAUAGAACCUGGGUUUACAACGAUCAUGCCAUGGCAGGCUAUUGGGAAAAAUGAAAUCUUACCGGAUUUAUCUGCUAACGAAAUGGUUCCAAUAAAAGAUGCCAAGAUAACCGAACAUCAAACACAACCCCCUGAUUAUCUAACGGAAGCCGAACUUAUAACAUUGAUGGAAAAACAUGGUAUCGGUACAGAUGCUUCGAUUCCUGUACACAUCAACAACAUUUGUCAAAGGAAUUAUGUUAACGUUAUAAGUGGAAGAAAAUUAAAACCCACUUCGCUUGGAAUCGUUUUAGUACAUGGAUAUCAAAAAAUAGACGAUGAAUUAGUUCUUCCUACUAUGAGAUCCGCAGUUGAAGAACAACUCAAUUUAAUAGCAGUUGGUAAAGCUAAUUUCCAAGAUGUUCUGAAACAUACCGUGGAAAUAUUUAAACUGAAAUUUCAAUAUUUUGUGAAGAAUAUCGAUUGUAUGGAUCAACUAUUUGAAGUAACUUUUUCUCCAUUGAGCGCUUCCGGUAAAGCACAUUCCAGGUGUGGCAAAUGUCGAAGGUACAUGAAGUACAUUCAAACCAAACCGGCCAGAUUGCAUUGUCCACAAUGCGACGAAACUUACAAUUUACCUCAAAGCGGAACCAUCAAAUUAUUCAAAGAAUUAAAAUGUCCGUUAGACGAUUUCGAAUUACUUUGUUGGACAAUGGGAAAUAAGGGAAAAAGUUUCGUGUUUUGUCCUUAUUGUUACAACAAUCCACCAUUCAAAGAUAUGAAGAAAGGUAACGGUUGUAAUUCUUGUUCGCAUCCUUCGUGUCCUUACAGUUUAAUUUCAAAUGGAGUUUGUAAUUGUGCAGAAUGUGAUUUCGGAGUAUUGGUACUAGAUCCAUCAUCGGGGCCUAAAUGGAAACUGGGAUGUAACAGGUGUGAUACGAUAAUAAACCUCUUUGACGAUGCCCAAAAAGUAACAAUCCUUGAAGAUAAUUGCGACUGUGGAGCGCAGUUGGUUCAUGUUGAAUAUAAACAAGAGAAAAAUAAACUAGAAGGUUCCAAUGAAUCGAAAGGAUGCGUUUUCUGUAGUCCACAAUUCGCUAAAUUAGUGGAUAGACCGAAAACGGCGGUUAUAUCCCGUCCAAGAGUGUUUAGAGGAGGUAGAGCUGGUGGAAGUAGAGGUAGAGGUGGUAGAGGAGGUAAAGGAAGACCGCCCAAAGAUAAAAUGGCGCAAUUGGCAGCAUAUUUUGUAUAACAAUUAACUGAUUUUAUUAUUUUGUUGUAUUUCAAAUAAAACUCUAAAAUAUAUUAUUGUAAUGUGAAUAUUAGCAAAAAUAAUGUUUUUAAGUUUAUUUAUUUCACAAUAUUAAUUAAAUUCACAUUAACAUAACUGUUGUUUUAUUUUAAUCACCCAGUAGCAUAUUUUGUGUCGAAUAUCAACAAAAAACAGUCUCAGAAAGCUCUAUUACAAUUAGAAGCAUAUUUAGUAUGAAAAACUAGCAAAAAACAGUUUUACAAGACUCUAGUGCCUAUUUUGUGUCAAAUAUCAACAAAAAACAGUCUCAGAAAGCUGUAUUAUAAUUGGAAGCAUAUUUAGUAUGAAAAACUAGCAAAAAACAGUUUUACAAGACUCUAGUGCCUAUUUUGUGUCAAAUAUCAACAAAAAACAGUCUCAGAAAGCUGUAUUAUAAUUGGAAGCAUAUUUAGUAUGAAAACCCAGCAAAAAACAGUUUUACAAGACUCUAGUACAUAUUUUGUAUCAAAUAUCAACAAAAAACAGUCUCAGAAAGCUCUAGUACAACUAGAAACAUAUUUAGUAUGAAAAACUAC
This is a messenger RNA of Diorhabda sublineata, 3818 nucleotides long. Its product is annotated as DNA topoisomerase 3-beta-1. Gene Ontology annotation, biological process: DNA topological change. The record is from RefSeq and is a predicted model, not a curated record. Gene Ontology annotation, cellular component: nucleus. Gene Ontology annotation, molecular function: DNA topoisomerase type I (single strand cut, ATP-independent) activity; DNA binding. The coding region runs from base 676 to 3243 and encodes 855 amino acids. Lineage: Eukaryota; Metazoa; Arthropoda; Insecta; Coleoptera; Chrysomelidae. The transcript has 12 exons.